CUUUUGAAUUUUAUUGAAUACAUAUUGCAGCAUAAACUUAAUGUAGAUAUGCUGAUAAAACAUCAUGAUUUCUAUAUUCUACCAAUGCUUAAUCCUGAUGGUCAUGAUUACAGCAUGAAAGAAUUGGUUUGGUCAAGAAAUAGAAGAAUUUAUUUUCCCAAAAAAAAGUGUAACGAAAAUAUAACUGCCAUUGGUAUAAAUUUGGAUAGAAAUUGGUAUUUUAGCAAAGAAACAUUAAUAAAAAAUGAAGAAUGUGAUUCAGUCUUCUCAGGUUAUAAAUCCUUAUCUGAAGAAGAAAAUAUGAGAUUGGCAAUUUUUUUAAAUAGAAAAGCUCUUGAUAUCUUGGCUUUCAUCAAUCUCAGAUCUUUCGAUGACCUUGUGACCAUACCCUAUGGGUAUACUACUGACCAAGCCAACAAUUACCCUAUUUUGAUGGAAAUAAUAACUUCGGUGUAUGAAAAAGUAAAAGAGGAGCAUAAUAAAACAUUUUUCUAUGGUGCUACUUCUUCCUAUUUCUAUAAUUACACUGGUAAUGUAGCUGAUUGGGUUAAGAAGAAAUUGAACACACCUAUUGUCUACACCAUAUAUAUGAAGAAUAUAGAUUAUCUUUAUGCUAGUCCUGAAGAUAUACAGCCAAUGACUGAUCAGUUUAGUACUAUGAUAAAGGAGAUUUUACUCCUUGGAAAUAGUAUCUACAGCCCACUAUUUAGUAAUCAGAGUAGACAUUGCUUACAAGUUAUUGUAAUACUCGUAAAUAUUAUGUGCACUAUAACAUUAUAACAUUUAUUGUCUAAUUAAUUUUCAUUUUCAUUAAUAUCAAAAAGUUUAAUUAUACUAUACCACGUUAAUACAAAUAAAGAAUAUAAACAAUUGUUUUGCCUGAAUGUUUGUAUUUAAAGCAUACAAGACGC
Messenger RNA from Spodoptera frugiperda (fall armyworm), 911 nucleotides. Its product is annotated as carboxypeptidase O-like. The record is from RefSeq and is a predicted model, not a curated record. Gene Ontology annotation, molecular function: zinc ion binding; metallocarboxypeptidase activity. Bases 49 to 780 code for a protein of 243 amino acids. Lineage: Eukaryota; Metazoa; Arthropoda; Insecta; Lepidoptera; Noctuidae. Gene Ontology annotation, biological process: proteolysis. The transcript has 5 exons.